AGGAUGCCAGGUGUGGUAAAAGACAAACAAAAAACAGAAGAGAAGGAAGGGGGAAAUACUGGAAUAAAAAACCAAAGAGUAAAAGCAGUUUUCUUGGGUCCGUCGCUGACUGGACUGAAACGAGACCAUUGUGUGGAUCCAUUACUAAUAAGGGGACAUCAGGACUACGAAACAGCAAGGAGUAAAGAUGUCGGAGGUCCCUAAUAUUGAACUCUUUGUCAAGGCCAGUGUUGAUGCUGACAGUGUGGGGAACUGUCCUUUUUCUCAAAGACUCUUCAUGAUUCUUUGGUUAAAAGGCAUCAAAUUUCGCCUCACCACUGUGGACAUGAAGAGGGCACCCGAUGUGCUGAAGGCUCUGGCUCCGGGCUCUCAGCCUCCGUUCCUCCUCUACAACGAUGAGGUCAAAACAGACACUAACAAGAUUGAGGAGUUCCUGGAAGAGAAGUUAGCUCCACCAGAGUAUCCAAAGUUGGGCUGCCGAUACAAAGAGUCCAUCGGUGCCGGAGAAGACAUCUUCCGGAAUUUCUCAGGAUAUGUAAAAAAUCCUAAUCCUGCAUUAAAUGACAGGAUAGAGAAAAAAUUUCUUUCCACUCUGGUUAAGCUGAACAUGUACCUGGAGACUCCUCUCCCCUAUGAGCUGGACCAGAAGCCAAACGCCACGGAGUCUUCACGCCUCUACCUGGACGGUGACACCCUCACCUUGGCAGACUGCAACUUGCUGCCCAAACUCAACAUUGUCAAGGUGGUGUGCAAGCAGUACCGCGACUUUGCCAUCCCGAAAGAGCUGAAAGGUCUGACACGUUACCUGAGUAAUGCCUACAAAAAAGAUGAGUUUCGUUACACCUGCCCAAAGGACUCAGAGAUCCUCAUGGCCUACCAAUCGGUCGCUAAGUACCUAAACAAAUAACAGAUCAAGAGGAAGAGAGAAAGCAGUGUAAGUGAUAACCAACAAGCAUAGAGAGAGAAAUGUGGAAAACCACAGAGAAAAGUUAACAAACUGUAGGGGAGAAAUGGGUUUAUUGUGAAUUGUGCAUCAUCAAAAUCUUUCAACAGUUAUUCUUACAUUAAAUUGAAGCUUAAGGCGUUGGCAUGAAAUGUGUAUCCCUCCCAUUUACCAUCCUUAAUGUAACAAAAAGGUGAUUAACUACCAAAGACAUGCUGACACAUUGUGACAACCAACCACAUGACGAGGAUGGUUGUCACAUACUGUGGAGUUUAUUGUCACAAUAAUAUUACAAUGGUUAAACCUUAAAAAGAAGCCAAGAAGGGAGGAGGAAGAAACAUGGACAGUAAUCACAUCUUUAUGGCAGCAUUAACAACAACAUUAAGAACAAAACAAAUAUUCCUCACAAUAACAGCCUACUCUACUGGGGCUAACUCAUUUACUACCUGAGUUACAGUGAAGGCAAAUGUAUGGUCUGCACACUCCUCCUAAGCAGAGCUUGUGCGCCCACUUUAACACAGCAGUUAAAUUGGGGUCCCAUGUGACAAAGAGAAUAUGAAAUAACCCACACUGAAAUUUCUUGCUAAUAUCAAGGUGAACAUCCAACUAACAACUACUUAGACAAAUAAAACUACUGCUUUCCCUGCACCCUUUAUAAGGAAACAAAGUGUUUUGUUAUAAACCCAUUGUGUAAGAGUCUAGAAGACAAAUACUGAGGAGGGGAAAAUAAUCUAUUUGACAUAAAGAAAACCAAAAGUCCUCUCACCUUGACUUUAGCCGCCUUACUCCAUAGAAGACUACGCAAGCUGUAAUUCCAAUUCCUGACAAUUCCAUACCAACAUUUGAGAAAAGGCGCCUUUUGGUGGCGAGAUAUAAUGAAUGUGACAAGCAUCCCCGUUCUCCCCUACAGGAUUUAUCUUUGAUUUGUGGCUGGAUGGGAGUCUGUAUAGUGAAAGCUUAUUGGUGUUUAAUGUCAUGCUAAAUAAUUUCCAUUCAUACCAUGUAUUUUUUGUUUUCAAUUGGGUUUUAAUUUGCCAACUGCUUCUUCAAAGCUACUUACAGCUUGUAUGUGUUGCAUACUCUGGCUGUACCGCUAUAGAUUGCAUAUUUAACCCUAGUAAGAGUACAAAAGCAGUGUAAAUCCCUGAGAUUGUUUAUAUUGUAUCGUGUUGUGCAUGCAUAUUUUGUGUCCAAGCAAAUGCAUGAUGUUGAUUGCAAUUUAUUGAUGACAUUAAAUCAUGUGUGACUUUAGAUUACGUAUCUAAUGUUUAAAAAAUGACUACUGUACAUAAGGCCUGCCUAGAAGCUAUUCUUAGCCUUCAAAGUGCCUUCAAAUGGUACGUUCUUGAACAAACAAGAAACAUUUUUUCUCUUCCUGAAAAUGAGUUAACAUCUUUAAUCAUUUAUCUCACUCCAUCCCGUUUUACCAUUUUGAGUGUGUAAAUGACACAAUGAAUGAAUAUACAGUACCAGUUUGGUUGGUACUGUAUCUCAGUAUAGACUCAGCUACAUUUAACAUUGACAUAAAUCGAAUCUAAGUGAAUUACAUGAGCAAAAACAAAAACAACGUACAUGUAAAUGUCAGUAAGGGUGCAAUAUGAUGUGUGUAAGAAUAGUAAGUA
This is a messenger RNA of Pungitius pungitius (ninespine stickleback), 2565 nucleotides long. RefSeq names its product chloride intracellular channel 3 (gene clic3). The record is from RefSeq and is a predicted model, not a curated record. Lineage: Eukaryota; Metazoa; Chordata; Actinopteri; Perciformes; Gasterosteidae. The coding region runs from base 188 to 907 and encodes 239 amino acids. The transcript has 7 exons.